GAAAAAUUCUUUGGGGAGGAAAUACCUUCCAAAUACCAUUCUUACCUGUUAUGCAGGUUGAAGUUUUGAUCACAGUCAGUAUUUCUUUUUGCACUGCAGAUUUCUGCCCUCAGAGCUGUGCUAGCAAGUGUGAGGGCAUUGUCCUGGAUACACAUGUAGCAAGUGAACCACCAAGAUUGUAUUUCCGUUGUUUAAGUAGAAACAGUUCAUGCUGUCAGGAGCUGAACUGUUGCACAUAUAGACCAGAUUUUCUUUACUUUUUAAUUCCUAGGACUGGUAUCCCCACCCCUCUAUUGCAAACUUCUGUGUGAUGUCUAAUAUUGUAUUGCACCCUGCUGUGGAGUCUCUGGACCUCCGAGACUGUGAUAUUUCAGAUAAUGCGUUAUUGCAGCUUUAUAACUGCAAGCAGCUAAAAAAAAUCAACUUAAAUUCUUGCAAGGAGAACAGAUUUGGAAUUACUUCAGAAGGGGUCAUAGCACUGGCCUUAUCCUGUCCUUACCUGCGUGAAGCAUCUUUCAAAAGGUGCUGUGAUAUAACUGACAGUGGAGUUCUAGCUCUUGCACUCAACUGCCAAUUCCUACAAAUAGUGAACCUGGGCAGCUGCUCAGGCAUCAUGGAUGCAUCUCUGCAGGCACUAGGAAAAAACUGCAAAUUUCUUCACAGUGUGGACUUCUCAUCUACUCAGGUAACAGAUGAUGGCGUUGUAGCACUAGUGAGUGGAACAUGUUCAAAGAAUUUAAAGGAGAUCCACAUGGAGCGCUGUGUGAAUCUGACGGACAUCGCUGUGGAAGCUGUCCUUACUUGUUGUCCCAAGAUACACAUUUUUCUGUUCCAUGGAUGCCCACUGAUAACAGAUCGUUCCCGAGAAGCUUUAGAGCAACUCAUCAUAUCAAACAAAAUCAAGCAACUAACAUGGACUGUUUACUGAUUAUUUAUCCUGUACAUGUGAGUGUCAAGUUUACAGAUGGGAGAGCUCCUUCAGCAAACAAGCACCUGGAGAACGAGCUGCUGGCUCCUGUGCCACCAGGUUGCAUCCCUCCUACUUCCCACCGGAGGUCUCUGUUGCCAUUCCAGUCCUUGCCUGUGGGCCUAGGCUUCUUCGUUAUCUCUCCUUGGAGCCCUGUCUUUGCAUUGAACAUAGUUCAUUAAGAGGAAAGUUAAACUAUAAUUAAUAUUACAGGGCCGUUGCUCAGGCUUCUCGAAGUGUUGGAUUUGGCUGUUACUUAGUAUCCUUUAGCAACUUAGUUACAUGUACCAACCCAGUUUAGGUAAGUCUGUGUUCUGAGUUUGUAUUCUGGGAUAGUACUUGCAACUGAAAAUACCAAGCGCAAACACAGAGAUAUCUGUGAAGCUGGGAGUUUAAUCUAACAAAAUCAACAGACAGAACUGGUGAAUGGAGGUGGCAUUAACAGUAAUAAAAAUGUACUUUCAAUAGUAACACAGAAUCUCCUUUCACCAUCUAUUUUUGCUAGGUCUGAAAUAAAAAAUGUAGGUACCUUUCUUCUGAUGUUACUGAUGCUGCAGAUUUCUGUUCUUAACUACCAUCAAAUACUUGCUGGAUUUUUACACAUCCAAAACUACAGCCUGUGAAUGUGUAAACAUAAAAUUGCUUUGGAAUUGUUAUGGUGACUUUACAAAUUUCAGAGUAGUAGCUAUGACCAAGGAAAGGACUUUAUAUAUGGGCAAAUAUUUAAUUUGCUGUGGCUUUUGCCUAUGUUUCUACAUCAAAAUCCUUUUAGGGAACAAAAUACUGGUAUUCAUAAGUCUAUCUGUGAGUGAAAUAGGACUAAAUGUAGCACUUAAAUCUCAGGAUGGUAUAUGUUCUGCUGUAUGCAGUUCAUUAUAUAGCCAGUGGCCCCCAGAAACGGAAAAUAUAAAUAAAUUUAUUGUUCAAUUACAGUUAUAUUAAAAAUAAUUUUUGAACUGUAGAAUGAGUUUAUUACAUGAUGAAGCAGUGCUCUCAUCACAAUUAUAAGACCUUGGCUUUCUUGAACCAGUAUAACCUGUAGUGAGAAUUCUGUGAUUUCUGCAUUAAGCUCCCUAAUGCCAGCCAUUUUAGCUUUGUAAGGGCAUGGAGCACACUGGGUUCAUCCUCUGGAUCUGGAAGUAGGGCGAUUUAGCUAGCGUGGACUAGCAUGGAUUUGAUGACAUUUGGAAACCUAAAGAGUUUAGGCAACCAUAAGGAAUAUGUUUACUUUACUAUUUAACUUGUGUCAUAGCCACACCUAAGUGUUGCAGAAAUAAACCAGUCUUAUAUUAAUCUAUUUAAAGUUCAGGUCUAAUUGCAUGGAAGGUAUUUUUUGUUGCCGACAUUAAAGGAUAUUAUGAUGUCUGACAAUAAUCUUUGUUCUUCUGUUGAUUAUAUGGUUUAUGAAAGUGGAAGUCUAUUUAGAAAAGUUAUUCAGGUGUAAGUAAAGGUGUAUUUUUCCAAGACCAGUAGCUAAAUCCCUUACUCUUGUUGCAUGGCUUAGCCUCGUGAUGAAUGUGCUCCUGUGAUCCCUGUGGGUGUAACUGCAUCAGUACAAACCAUUGGUGCAAGGAGCUGAUUUUACUACAGUAGCCACAAGCAUCUUACAGCUGUCUCUGCAGCAAAUCCUUGCACCAGAUAAAAGCUAAUAACCUAACCUACUGGGGGUUUUUUGUUUUUUUUUUUUAAUUGUUUUGUUUUGUUUUGUGGAGGU
Messenger RNA from Ficedula albicollis (Collared flycatcher), 2681 nucleotides. RefSeq names its product antagonist of mitotic exit network 1 homolog (gene AMN1). The record is from RefSeq and is a predicted model, not a curated record. Gene Ontology annotation, molecular function: protein binding. The coding region runs from base 311 to 928 and encodes 205 amino acids. Gene Ontology annotation, biological process: SCF-dependent proteasomal ubiquitin-dependent protein catabolic process. Gene Ontology annotation, cellular component: SCF ubiquitin ligase complex. The transcript has 6 exons. NCBI's taxonomy places the organism in Eukaryota, Metazoa, Chordata, Aves, Passeriformes, Muscicapidae.